Aphanomyces invadans is the source of this 2591-nucleotide messenger RNA. RefSeq lists its product as hypothetical. The coding region runs from base 43 to 2007 and encodes 654 amino acids. The record is from RefSeq and is a predicted model, not a curated record. The transcript is spliced from 7 exons. Gene Ontology annotation, biological process: calcium ion import across plasma membrane. Gene Ontology annotation, cellular component: membrane. NCBI's taxonomy places the organism in Eukaryota, Oomycota, Saprolegniomycetes, Saprolegniales, Verrucalvaceae. Gene Ontology annotation, molecular function: protein binding; monoatomic ion channel activity.
GCGUAUGGAAACUGCUCUUGUGCACGUGACGCGGUACUGGCGAUGCACUUCACGCGCAAGUCCGUGUCCGGGGAAGCCGAAAAGGUCGAUGUUGUGGCUCUCCAGCAACGAGACUUGGCUGACACGCCUGUGUUCCAAUACGUCAUGACCAACAACGCGGUGGAAUUGAUGAAGUACCUCGUACACAACGACAGCCAGCUCAACUCUCGCGACAGCGUCGGCGCCACGCCGCUCCUGAUUGCAUUUUUGUAUAUGAACUUUGACUUGGGCAAGCAAGUCAUACAAGCAUACCCCGUGUCCAAGGGUUUUCCGUAUGCGCUGGCGUCGUAUGACGCUCACGAUGCCAGCCACCCAUCGCCAUACCAGGGCGAAAACAUUCUGCACAUUUCCAUCGUCCAUCGAAAGCUAGACAUCGUGAAAUGGCUUGUGGAACACCUGCCCGACCUUCUCGACGCCGAGACCACAGGCGUGUUCUUCUCGCCCGGCCACGCGUGUUAUUUUGGCGGGACACCGCUUCUAUUCGCGCUGUCGUCGCGGCAGUUGGAUGCCGCGGCAUGCAUUCUCCAAGCCGCCGACCGUGCUCCGCCGACAUCUCGCGCUGCACGCACAAGCAUCUUCAUGAUGGACGCCCACGGAAACAACGCGUUGCACAUGGCUGUCGUCCACGACCUCCCCGACGUGUACGACUUUGCCGUGCGCCACGCCAUGUCUCGGUUCCCAAACGCGUGCCCCAAGCAUUUUGAUCCAUUGGACACGUCCAAACCGUACGACCUGCCCCUCUUCAUGAAAAAGCUCCACGGCAGUGAAAAAGAUCACUUUGAACGAUUCAUUCGCAAGCACAACACAGAUUACUUGUCCCCGCUGACGCUGGCGGCCGCAAUGGGCCGAUCCCGCAUGUUCCAGCACAUCAUCAAGUCUCUCAGCGUCAAGUCGUGGUCGUAUGGUCCCGUGACGUCCAUGAUGAUUCCGCUAAAAGGGGUGGAAGAACGCGCCCGACGCCAACGGCCCAAGAAACUCCACGCGGCGAAGAACGGCGAAGUCCGCCCGACGACGGCCGAAGUGCCAUCUGCAGAGACAUCAUACCAUCACCACCUGCACAGCCAUGCCAAGCCUUCGUGGUGGCAUCGUAUGCUAGAGCGUCGCAACAUCAAGACGGCCGUCGAAUGCCUCGGGUCGAACUCGCAACUGUCGAUUUGCAUCGACCCCAAGACGCUCAAGGACGUCAUGCGCCAUCGUCUCGAAAUGAUCGACACGUUUGAAGUCAAGAUGGUGCUCGACAAGAAAUGGGAGUUUGCAGGGCGACGUCUGUUCAACUGGAACUUUCGGCGGCAUGUGCUUUUCUGCGGCGCGUUCACGGCGUCGACUUUCUUCACCCACCACUACCGCGUCGACGGCGCACACAUCGACUGGGCCGCUGCAUGGCCACACGUGGCGCUCGAGUGCGUCGUUGUCGGCGAGAUGCUCUACCGCGUGUACUACGAGUUCAAACAGAUCAAGAAGAACGGCGUCGCGGGGUACUUGGAAGACACGGGGGCCGGCAUGGUCGACAACGUGCUCAAGUUGUCGUUCUGCAUCUUGAUCGCACUGGCCAUGAUCUUUCGUGCGACGGGGCAGUUUGUGACCGAAGACGCGUGCGCGGCGCUGGCGCUCCUCGCCACGUACUUUUACUUUUUCUUCUUUUUGCUCGGGUUUCGCAGCACAGGGCCGUUCAUCGUGAUGGUGCUGCGCAUGCUGGUCGUGGAUGUCGGCCGGUUUGUCGUUCUCUACUUCUUUGUCUUGACUGGGUUCGGCAUCAGCUUGUACGUGAUUGUGGACCAGCGUGCCGGGUUCAACGCUUGGUACUUGCGCAUGAAGCGGUUGUCGCUUGCGUCGUUUUGUUCGACGUUCACGUGGAGUGAUUUCCAACUGAUCGACGUCAUGGAACUGAGCCAGUUGAGCCAGCUCCUUGUGUUCACGUACUUGUUCAUGGUCGCGGUUGUAUUUCUAAACCUUCUCAUUGCCACGUAAGGCAGCCAUCGCCACGACGUCGCUUUGCGCGAUUGACAUGGACUGUAGGAUGGGCAACACGUACGAAUCGAUCAUUGAAGCGUCCGAGCAGCAAUGGUACGCCGAACGCGCCAAUAUCAUGAGCAGCAUGGAAAUUACGCUGUCCAAGACGACGAGAGAAGCGAAUCGGAAGAGGUAUGCCGUCGAACUCGAAGGCGAGCGGUACCUUCAAGUGGAGUAUGUCGAUUCGGACACGUGGCUCGGGACGAAGGAGCAUGACCUGCAAAAGACGUUCUGCGACUUCAAGAACGCGGUCGCUGAAUACCGCGCCAAGAAAGCGGCCGACAACGACGAUAACGACGUGAAUGAAGAUGACGAAGCAACCAUCCAGAAUCGAAUCGAUGCGCGGAUAUACGAGCUACACGAUGUGCUCUUUCAGCAAUAAAUGUUCGUUUUCCAUGUCCUCGCGACGCCAAGUCAUGAAUAUCGUCCACGACGUCCACCAGCGCUGCGUCUACCCCGAAGCUCCGUCGACGACGCGCCCUCCUUGUGCGUCCAGCGUCCAUGCGCUUGAGUCAGUCGUAAGUUUGACUUCGGUGAAUUUA